AUGUCUGGUCCUCAUGACCGUGAGCCUGCUACACCAGCUUCAGGUUCUGGACCAAUACCAGGCCAUUAUUUCUCCACUCUUGGUAUGAAUCCUGGUUCCCCUCAUCCUAUCCCAAAUAUGGUCCCACAUGGUCAUCCUAGCCAGUUCCAUCACCAUCCACUACUAUCAUUGAAUCGACUACCGCAUUUGAUAGGUCAACCAGAGCUACGGAUAUUUGAAAUGAAUAAGCGAUUACAACAGCGCAGCGACGACUGUGAUAGUUUGUGGUGGGAGUCAUUUGCUACUGACUUUUUUGAAGAUGACGCAACACUUACUCUUGCCUUUUUGACGGAAGAGGGUCCAAAAAGUUACACAAUCGGGCGAACGCUCAUUCCUCGUUAUUUUCGCAGUAUAUUUGAAAGUGGAUGCGGUGAACUUUAUUACAAUCUUAGAUUGAACCAUGAAUAUUUUCAUCAUCCAAUUUUAACUCUGGAUUCAGAAUCUGCAACGAUGACUAUGACUAUGGUUAGAUCUAUUCCUGUUACGGUUGUUGUGGAAGGUCGAUUAACACUCGACUUCGCUUUUGAUGAUUUAAUGAGGAUUCGGUCGUGGAUUUUUCUCAUCCGAACUCAUCGUGAAAUGAUAAUGCGCUCAAUGCUUGGCAUUCAAGACCCAGCUUUUUUAGAUCAACUAUCCAAGAACAUUACCAGAUACGGCAUGACAAAUACCACCCUCAAUUUCUUUCGAUUAUGUAUAAUUCUGGAACCAAUGCAAGAACUGAUGUCGCGUCAAAAGGCAUAUAGUCUUACACCCCGUGAUUGCCUUAAAACCACUUUAUUUCAGAAAUGGCAGAGAAUGAUGCCCCAAGAAGCUACACGCCAACCUAGCAAACGACGUAAGCGUAAAGGUAGUUCAGCAACAACUGAAGGUGCAAAUAAUACAAGUCGAACAUCAAAGCGCAAACAGUCACCUAUUCCGCUACAAUCCCAUCAUAUUGCUCAACCUGGGGAUGUGAUGAUUGUUGGUGAACCAACUCUUAUGGGUGGGGAUUUUGGUGAUGAGGAUGAACGUUUGAUAACUCGAUUAGAAAAUACUCAGUAUGAUGCCGUGGCUGCUGCUGCAGCCAAUUCAGGCGUUAUGGCUUCGCAUAUAAAUUCUGGCCCUUUUCCCGGCUCUGGCGAUUCUCCUGCUGGUAUCAUAUCUUCUCCAUUAGGUUUAAGUUCAGGAGGAAACAUGUUAAAUUCCAACCAACCACAGCAACAAAUAAACUCCCUUCAGUUUCGUGCGGGUCCAAUGUCUUCAGGUGGAUCAAAUCAGAGUAUGCCACAUGAAGGUGUUUUUCCCGGUAAUCUUACUUCUUUGCAACAGAAUCAACCAGUUUCUAUGCCUCCUAGUCAAUCGUUUUAUUCAAGUUCAGCGCCAAAUAGAAAUUUGCAUCAUCACUCUCAAAUGAUGGGACAACAAUUUAUGCCAGUAUUUACCAAAGCCCAAAUGUCAGCUUCUAAUAUGCUUAAUAGAGGUGAUCACUAUAUGCCAUCAGGAAAUGGAGAUGCCAUGCAUCAACCAACUCGGUCAAGUAGUGCUUCGUCUUUAGUUGACGGUACAAAUGGUUUGAGUGGGUUCCCUCACUGUGCCUCUCCCAGUCUUCUUCCCUCAAGACCUCCUGCACGUUUCACCCCGCCUUCUCUUCCGAAUGGGUUAAGUUCUUCGGUUGUAUCAUCUCAACAGUCAAGCUUUAUGAUGCCAAAUGAAGUGAUGGGCAGUGGAGGUACGCAAAUGGGACAUGUCUCUGUUCCCGGUACCCCUUUGACUUCUCCACUGACCUCCUCCUCUUUUGCAAUGGAUAUGAUGGAUAAUCAAAAUGUUCUUCAUUCUGCACCCUCAACUUUGAUUUCUACAACUAUCAAGUCAAAUAAUUCUCCUAUGCUGUACAAUUCAAUCGGAACAAGCUGUAGUGGAAAUCAGUCGACUCCAGAGUCUAUAAUGCACCCGACAAUAAGUGGUAUAGGAUGCGAUGUUUCUUCGGCUGUGAUGAAUGAUAAUGAAGAUCUUAAGAUGAUUAAUAAUAAUGGCGCACCCUCACGUCCCACUGCUGCUGAAUCAAUGUGA
Messenger RNA from Schistosoma curassoni, 2088 nucleotides. Lineage: Eukaryota; Metazoa; Platyhelminthes; Trematoda; Strigeidida; Schistosomatidae. The record is from the annotation of a GenBank genome assembly.